CGCUAAAAGCUGGCUACAACUACAAAAGACGCUCCAGGGAGUCCACCUUGCUUUGGGUCGAGCGCUCAGCUGCAGAGACCGACACAGCCGCCGCUCGGAGCCACUGAGCCGGAUUCAGGUUCAGAUCUUACCCCCUCCGUCCUCAACGCCAGAAAAGUUCGCGUUUUUCCUCCUCCUCCUCCUCCCCGGCUGAGUACGGAUCGCGUUAGAGGCCGUAAUUCGUUUCAAGGCGUAUCCGGAACACCUUCUUUAUUUCCAUAUUUUUUUUAGGGGGCGAAUAAAAAAGGGAAGGAGCUCGUCAUCGGGCGGUUUUCGGCUUUUCAGGUUCCGGGAUGGAGCUGGAGGCCGUGCUGAUGCUGGCCAACUCCUCCACUUUAUUAGUGUGCAUGGUGCUGAAGUUCCCGCAAAUUGUCACCGUCAUCGCUGCAAAGAAUGCGUGGGGACUGAGCGUCCGCAGCCUGGUGCUCGAGCUGGUCGGGUUUCUGGUGUUCCUGACUUACCAAACUUACUAUGAGUACCCACUGGCAACAUACUUGGAGUAUCCAAUCCUAAUUGCUCAAGAUGCUAUUUUAUUGAUGUGCAUUCUCUUUUUCAAUGGAAACAUAGGGACAGCCUUACCCUAUGCAAUACUAUUUAUCAUUGGUUGGCGACUUUUAACAAUCCAUAGGUUAAUUAUAGACUUGGCUAUGAAUCUAUCUACAUAUAUCAGUGCAUUAAGUAAAUAUGCUCAACUUCAGUCCUUGUGGAAGGCCCAGAACUCUGAUCAAGUUAAUGCCUUGACAUGGAGCUUCGCAAUCUACACUACUUGCAUGCGAGUCUUUACUACACUGAUGACCACCCAAGACACUGCAGUGAUUAUACGCUAUGUGGUUAUGUGUUUGUUGAACAUAUGGGUUUUGAUGACAAUCAUCUACUACAGGAAGACUGGAAAGAAAGAAGAAUGAACAUGGUGAGGAGCCGUGUCUCAGCUAGAAUUGCACAGCUGGUUUUCUGGAAGGAAUCAAAAUCCUCCAGAAAACUUCUGAUUGUUUGAUUCUAAUAUGAUGCAAAGACAAUCAACCUAAAUAUCCUCAAAAAUGCUUCUUC
Messenger RNA from Amblyraja radiata (thorny skate), 1086 nucleotides. It is a transcript of the gene slc66a3, whose product is annotated as solute carrier family 66 member 3. The transcript has 7 exons. Bases 333 to 944 code for a protein of 203 amino acids. Lineage: Eukaryota; Metazoa; Chordata; Chondrichthyes; Rajiformes; Rajidae. The record is from RefSeq and is a predicted model, not a curated record.